Messenger RNA from Elephantulus edwardii (Cape elephant shrew), 1669 nucleotides. It is a transcript of the gene MYLIP, whose product is annotated as myosin regulatory light chain interacting protein. Lineage: Eukaryota; Metazoa; Chordata; Mammalia; Macroscelidea; Macroscelididae. The transcript has 7 exons. The record is from RefSeq and is a predicted model, not a curated record. The coding region runs from base 216 to 1553 and encodes 445 amino acids. Gene Ontology annotation, biological process: ubiquitin-dependent protein catabolic process. Gene Ontology annotation, molecular function: ubiquitin-protein transferase activity; cytoskeletal protein binding. Gene Ontology annotation, cellular component: cytoskeleton.
AGUUGGGCUGCUGGAGUGCGGCGCCGCCACCGAGUUCCAGGCCAAGAGGCGGGCGGGUGGUGGGGAGGGUGCGGCGGCCGCAGGGCGCAGGGCAGGGUCCGUCAGCUCCAGCCUCCAGAGGAGCGGCCUUUGCAGAGCUCGGGGCUGGGUCUGAGCCGUGGCAAGGCUGCAGCGCCGCGCACACCAAAGAGUAGGCAGCAGUGGCGGCCCCAACCAUGCUGUGCUAUGUGACGAGGCCGGACGCGGUCCUGAUGGAGGUGGAGGUGGAGGCUAAAGCCAACGGCGAGGACUGCCUCAACCAGGUGUGCAGACGCUUGGGAAUCAUAGAAGUUGACUAUUUUGGACUGCAAUUUACGGGUAGCAAAGGUGAAAGUUUAUGGCUAAAUCUGAGAAACCGGAUCUCCCAGCAGAUGGAUGGGCUAGCCCCUUACCGGCUUAAACUGAGAGUCAAGUUCUUUGUGGAGCCUCAUCUCAUUUUACAGGAGCAAACUAGGCACAUCUUUUUCUUGCACAUCAAGGAGGCCCUUCUGGCGGGCCACCUCCAGUGUUCCCCGGAGCAGGCGGUGGAGCUCAAUGCCCUCCUGGCCCAGACCAAGUUUGGAGACUACAACCAGAACACUGCCAAGUACAACUACGAGGAGCUGUGUGCCAAGGAGCUCUCCAGCGCCGCCUUGAACAGCAUUAUUGCAAAGCAUAAAGAGCUAGAGGGGACCAGCCAGGCAUCUGCAGAAUACCAGGUUUUGCAGAUUGUGUCAGCCAUGGAGAAUUAUGGCAUCGAGUGGCAUUCAGUACGGGACAGCGAGGGACAGAGACUGCUUAUUGGUGUUGGACCCGAAGGAAUCUCUAUCUGCAAAGAUGACUUCAGCCCAAUUAAUAGGAUCGCAUACCCAGUGGUACAGAUGGCCACCCAGUCAGGAAAGAACGUGUACUUGACCGUCACAAAGGAGUCUGGAAACAGCAUCGUGCUCUUGUUUAAGAUGAUCAGCACCAGGGCAGCCAGCGGGCUUUACCGAGCCGUCACCGAAACACACGCCUUCUACAGGUGUGACACGGUCACCAGUGCUGUCAUGAUGCAGUACAGCCGAGACCUGAAGGGCCACUUGGCAUCCUUGUUUCUGAAUGAAAAUAUCAACCUCGGCAAGAAGUAUGUCUUUGAUAUCAAGAGAACGUCCAAGGAAGUCUAUGACCACGCCCGGCGGGCACUGUAUAAUGCUGGUGUGCUAGACCUGGUUUCUAGAAGCGACCCCAGCCCUCCAGGGUCCCCCCUGAAGUCCUCAGACAGCAACCUGAACUGCAACAGCUGUGAGGGGCUCAGCUGCCAGCAGACCCGCGCCCUGCAGGAGAAGCUGCGCAAGCUGAAGGAGGCCAUGCUGUGCAUGGUGUGCUGUGCCCAGGAGAUCAACUCCACUUUCUGCCCCUGCGGCCACACUGUGUGCUGCGAGAGCUGCGCCUCCCAGCUCCAGUCCUGCCCAGUCUGCAGAUCCCGAGUGGAACAUGUUCAGCACGUCUAUCUUCCAACCCACACUAGUCUUCUCAACCUAACCAUAAUCUGAUCGGCUGUGCAUUUAACUGACGUGCCACAUUGCCAUGAACUACACUGUUACGAACUCUAAAAAUAAUGGAUUGUGAAGAAAAGGACUGUUUCAACAUCCAUUUGCCAUAUGAAGUU